GUGAACUUUAUACCUGGGGUCGAGAUCAAGGCGAUGGUAGAUUGGGCCUUGGUAGUGGCGGAGGUCCGGGUGAAGGAGGGUCUUUUGCCACUCCUUCCAGAGUAAAUGCAUUACCUGUGCCUGUAGCAGCAGUUAGUUGUGGUGGAUUUUUCACUAUGGCAUUAACCGCAGAUGGUCAGCUAUGGAGUUGGGGAGCAAAUUCAAAUUAUGAACUGGGAAGGGGUGACAGUGCUGAUGAUUGGAGACCAAAGCCGAUACCUAGCCUUCAAGAUACUCGUAUAGUUCAGAUUGCUAGUGGGGGGUAUCAUACUCUAGCAUUAACUGAUAAAGGUGAAGUGUUUUCUUGGGGCCAUGGAGGUCAUGGUCAAUUGGGUCAUAGUUCCAUUCAGAUCCAGAAGGUCCCAACCGUCAUUGAGGCAUUGGCUCAGGAACAUAUUACGUAUAUUGCAUGUGGUGGUUCAUCUUCAGCUGCUGUUACCGAUAAGGGAGUGUUAUACAUGUGGGGAAAUGCAAAAGACAGUCAGCUGGGAGUUCCUGGGCUUCCUGACGUUCAGCCAUUACCUGUCCAAGUGAAAUUCCUUAUGGAUGAAGAGCGAUUGGGUUCCCAUCAAGUGCUUUCAGUCUCAGUUGGUGCAUCUCAUGCCAUUUGCUUGGUUUUGAGGCAAUCCAUCCCUUGAGGAAUUUGAAGAGGCUCCUUUUAUUUAACUGAGAGACCAGGCUUAAAGAUAGUAUCCGUUUUGAAAAAAAAAUGAAGCCUCCUGCUCUUUGUUGUUGAUAUCAGAACCAGAAAAUUCUCUCAGCAAUAUAUUCUGCUAAGAAGAUUAAGGUUUCGUUUGGGACGGUUUUCUUACUGUUUUUUAAAGCAGUUUUUUUAUUACAAAAUUUUUAAUUUUUUUACGAAAAAGCUGUUUUAAGAAUUAAUAAGAAAGCUGUCCCAAACGACAAUAGACGCGACAGGUGAAGGUAUUCUGGAUUAAAAAAAAUCACAGUUCAGUGAGGAGUUAAAGCACAGUUAAGCUUUUUUUUUUUAAUUAUUAUUAUUUUAGAGAGAUGGAGUUCUUUGGCUCCUUGGUAUUGUCUUACUUAGACAAAUCAUUGAGGUAGACUGUUGCCUGUCGAUGUAGGCAAGCUUAUUUAUUUACUGUGAAUCUACAAUCAUAGAAUCUUGCUUGAGCUAGGAUUAAUCUUGAUCAGCAUACAUCAAUGAAGCUUUGAUUGACCAUUUUAUUGGUUUUAUUUUU
Molecule: messenger RNA, 1241 nt
Organism: Dendrobium catenatum
Lineage: Eukaryota; Viridiplantae; Streptophyta; Magnoliopsida; Asparagales; Orchidaceae
Product: RCC1 domain-containing protein RUG3, mitochondrial
Source: RefSeq, a predicted model, not a curated record